GUGAGAGCAUGCCAUUCUGCAUUGCAUUAAAAUUUCUAUUUUGAAAUUUAAUGCAUUCUGGGCGAUGUUGGCUUGCACCGAUGGCAUUGGUGUGCCCCGUGACUCUGGGAUGUUCAGACACACCCUGUGCAUUGUCGCAUUCCUUGGCGGGAAAAAUAUCACUGCCAAAAUGGAGUACCUGAAGAAGGCGUUCAGGUUGACUGAUGCCGAGGGUGAGUAUUCCUGUGUCUAAGGUUCUGAUUUUGUUGAGGGCGUCCAAAGAAUCGCUUCAGCGAAGGUUUGAGUUCCUCAUCUCUGAUUGGGGUUGGAACAGGCUUGUGCAUUGCUUAUGGCCAAGCCAUGUUCUUUUAUAGCCUGGAGGGCGCGCUGAAAUCUUUUUUUUGCUGUAAAGUUUCUUACGGCAAUUAACAAAUUUAAAUGCUUACUGCACCAUAAAGGUUUUGCUUGGCACUGUAAGCUGGCAAGCUUUGUUUCAGUGUUCUUGCCUACAAGAUGUUGGUUGUCCGGUAUGGUAUGUCUGUCGCAUGCAAGUAAUUAUUUCCAUGAGUCCUCAUAUGUCCGUGUCAUCAUAUUUUUUUCUGACUGUCUGUUCUGGACCCUUUUUUUGGGAACAAAUUGGACUUGCUGAUGGCCACAACACAUUGAUCAAUCCAAGGAUGCAGUUUUGAUCUAGUUGCUUGCUCUAGUUUGUGUGAGCUGAAUAUCUUCUUUAUGCUGUAUCUUUCUUUGAAGGUAUUAAAUGAUGUGAAAGUAAUUCUUGCUUUACUACCUUGUAGCAGUUUUUUCCUUUAUUGUGCUCCUGUAAUUUCUGAGUGGCCUACUGACUGACACUUUCAGUUUUAGUGACAAUUGAUCUCUGAACACUGCAGUUGUAGAGUUUUAUAUAAGUCUACCAUCUCAGGUUUGCUUAAUCAGGGCUUGUCAUGAUUUAUGCCCAGCAAAUGGUUAGAAUAUUUACCUCUGUUUAGUCUGUAACUGGUUACAUCGUAGGGAAUGUUUACCUAUGAUUUAUGCAAACCAGAGUUAGGCAUUAACAGAGCUUGCUUGCACUAGAUGGCAUCUGUUUCUCUGUGUUGUAGAAGUAUAUUUUCACAACUAUAUCAAUUUUGUACUGCCGACCUUUAUACCAAAACUUAUUAAUGCAAGAUGUGAUACUGGACAACAUGAAUUUUCUGCUACCCAGAAUUUUACCGCCCCAAUACCAGAUGCUGAAUCUAUCUGCAUGUUUAACAAUUUUUGUGCACAUUAUGCUUUGCUUCCAUGUUUCGUUGGCUUCUAAACUCCUCUUUUCAUUUAGGCAUGAAUGUGCUUCUGAACUCCAUACUUUCUUAUUGUAUUUUCUAGCUUAUGAGAUGACAGCAAUCAUAUCUUACGGCUUGUCCUAUGCAAAAUUCCAUGUUCUAUAUGGUUGCUGAUUGAUCAACUACAGUGCUUGAGAGCUUUAAUUAGGUAGCGGUCCAUUGAUUCGCUAGGUAAUGAUGCAGUUGAGCUAUUAAGAUUUUAGAGACCGGCUGUAGACAAUCAUUUACAUUUCCUGUCACAGGCCACUGUGGUUAUCUUGCAAGACCAUCCUCCCUUGCUAUGUUAGCAUUCUCAUUAUCUGCAGGAUUUUUGGAAUCUGUGGGCAUGCACCCGCACAUCCCCAUGAAAUAUCCCUUUGACCAAGUGCUGAUUUCUUUUGUGUAAUUCUAUGUCUGUAUUGUUUUUUAUGCCCUUUUUAUGUCCUUUUGACCAUGUACUUUUGACUUCACAACUUUUCAAAUCCUGAGCACUCUGUCUAGUACUCCCUCCGUCCCAAAGUAAGUGUCUCAACUUUGUACUAACUUUAGUACAAGUUGUACUAAAGUUGAGACACUUAUUUUGGGACGGAGGGAGUACGAGACAAACUCUUAAGAAUUCAAUUCAACCUAGGGAGAUUUCAUUUCUUCCUGUCUCAAACCACUCAAUACUCAUACAAAUAUCCUUUUGUAGGCGCCAACGUUCAUGUAUGCCAUUUAAACACGAUUCAGAGCAUAAGUGUACAUGAUUCAGAGUAGUUACUAGUAGAAUACUUGAGAUGAGCAUGCUACUAUUACGAAGAGAGAACUGCAAACCAUACCAUGAAACGAAGAUUAACAACAGCCACUACUGCCUUCUUUUUUAUGGGGUACUAUAUAUGUUUUUCAAUCCGAGGAUUCAGUUUUGAUCCAGUUUGUUGGUUGCUUGUUCUCAUUCUUGUGAGCUGAAAAUCUUGGUUCUUUCUGCAGUAUCUUUUUUUGAAGCGAUUAACUGCUUUGAAAGUAAUUCAUGCUUUACUAGUCUGUAUCAGAUUUUUUUUCCUCCUGUAUUUUUAAUGGCCUAUUGGCUGAUACAUUUAGUUCUAGGGACAAGUGAUCUCAAAACUGAAUAAUGCAGUUGUGCAUUUUCUAUGUCAAAAUUCAGCACAUAUGGAUGACAAUUCUGCAUCUGCUUUGUUCUGAAUUGAAUUACGCUUUGGUUUACGUUCUCAUCUAUAUGUUGUAGCCUGAACCUUAGUCAAGGCAACAUUUUGAGAGAUACAAACUCACACGUUUGUGCUUGCAAGCCAUUGGGGAAGCCACCGGCCCGGGAGCGUGUUGAUCAAUCUUCCCGCCGCCUUCUCCUCGCCCUGAUCUUCUGAAUGUUUACUGUUUGGUAGCCGGCAUAGAAGAGCUGCUGACUGCAAUCUCAAAAGUUGGUGCGCCAAUAUUCUCACAUCAGAAGUUGCAAGUUGGGCUUCUUUGGAAGCGCAAGAAGAGUGACAAGGCUAAAGCCCACUUGGCCACGCAGCAAAAGCCUGUGGAGUCUUCUAUUCUCCAAUCCCCUCGCCGCCGCCGCCGCCGCCGCCGCCCCAAGACCCCAACCCCCUCGCCGCCGGUGCCGGCGCGGCCGCCAUGCUCCGCCUCCGCAGCUGCUGCAUCGUCGCCCGACUCAUCUCUCCCCCCUCCGCGUCUUCCAUCCCUCCUCUCCACCGCCUCCUCUCCACCACGGUCCCGGUUCCGGCAAACCCUGGCUUCGCCGUGGAGGAGUACCUGGUCGACACCUGCGGCCUCACCCGAGCACAAGCGCUCAAGGCCUCCGCAAAGCUCUCCCACCUCAAGUCCCCCGCCAAGCCCGACGCCGGCCUCGGCCUCUCCGGCGCCGACGUCGCCGCCCUCGUCGCGCGGGAUCCCAAGUUCCUCUGCGCCGGCGUGGAGACGACCCUGUCCCCCAUCGUCGUCGAGCUCACGGGCCUCGGGCUGUCCCCUUGUGACAUCGCCCGGCUCCUCACGCUCGCUGCCAACACCCACCUCCGCAACAAAUCCGUCGUCUCCAAGGUGGACUACUACCUGCGCCUCUUCGGCUCCUUUGAGGAAUUCCUCCGGGCGUUCAAACGUAACCAUCAUCUCCUCUCGUGCAGCCUCGAGAGGGUGGUCAAGCGGAACGUCGGGUUACUGCAGGAGUGCACGCUAGGUGCUUGUGAUAUUGGCAAGCUAGCCGUGUCUGUGCCAAGGAUGCUCACCGCCAACGUGGAGCAAAUCCGGGAGAUGGUGGCCUGCGCCGAACGUAUAGGUGUGCCCCGUUGCUCUGGGAUGUUCAGGCAUGCUCUGCGCUCUGUUGCAUUCCUCGGCGAGGAGAAGAUCGCCUCCAGAACGGACUACUUGAAGAAGACGUUUAGGUGGUCGGAUGCCGAGGUUGGGAUUGCUGUGUCAAAGGGUCCAUUUGUGCUCGUGUCAGUCAAAGGACACGCUGAAGCGCAGGUCUGAGUUCCUUAUCUCUGAGGUGGGGUUGGAGCCGGCGUACAUUGCUCGCCACCCAUCAUUGCUCAGUUAUAGCUUGGAGGGCCGGCUCAGGCCCCGGUGCUCAAGCGUCGCACGUGCUACUAUACAUUUGUCAA
Molecule: messenger RNA, 3874 nt
Organism: Triticum dicoccoides
Lineage: Eukaryota; Viridiplantae; Streptophyta; Magnoliopsida; Poales; Poaceae
Exons: 2
Coding region: 2892-3743 (283 amino acids)
Biological process (GO): regulation of DNA-templated transcription
Molecular function (GO): double-stranded DNA binding
Source: RefSeq, a predicted model, not a curated record